Lachancea nothofagi CBS 11611 is the source of this 900-nucleotide messenger RNA. NCBI's taxonomy places the organism in Eukaryota, Fungi, Ascomycota, Saccharomycetes, Saccharomycetales, Saccharomycetaceae. The record is from the annotation of a GenBank genome assembly.
AUGAACUUAACUCCCGAAACUCCACUGCACACCGGUGCCGAUGAAGAACUCAAUAUUGAUGAAGUGAAUGAACUUGACGAUUCAGACGUUCAAGGAUUGAAUCUGGAGAGUGAAGCUGACACCAACGGAUCUUCUAGUAUAGCAAAUGACGGGCAAGAUUUAGGGAUGAAGCGUGAGAAUUCCGGUGACGAGGAUAUGGGAUACGACCAAAGAGACGAUUAUGUUCCCCGUGUUAAUAUAGGGUCGCCAUUUUCAUCCAACGUAGACGUCGCGCGACACUUCAACGCGGAUCAUGUGAAUCAGCGGAGACUCUCACUGGCACAGCAGUCCAAGUUUAUAGCCUACUGCGAUGAAAAACUGAUGGCAAUUCAAAGAAAGUUUGUACAAUCGAGGGGGUUGACGGAGGAAAACGGGUAUCGAGGGCUAGCUCCGCUCUUGGAUGAUCUCAAGGCCGUACUAGAUUUUGUCUGGUAUUCGGUAGAGGGUAUGUCUAAUACAGAAAAUCUCCUGGGAACGGACCUAGAUGCCAUGAGCGCAAAUCAAUUUUCAGGCACAAAAUCAACGAACAUUGGUCAAAUGUACUACUUGAUGCAAAUUGCAGACACAUUUCUGGAAUACUUGACAAAAUUCGACCUUGGUACACUGUCUGCAGAGGAACAACACAGGACGCUAUCGAAAGCAUUCAAAUUCUUGAUGAUAUUGGACAAAGUAUUUGCACGCUCACUUGAAGGUCUGAUACCUGGAAACACUAUCAUGAACGGUACUGAGAUGGUUAGAAUUGCUGGGAUCGCUGAGCGGACUAGGAUGACGCUUACUAGCUUUCUAGAAGAGCAAGGGGUUCACGGGUACCAUUACGAAGUCAGCAAAAUAUAUGAAGAGACGCUGGAGAGAUGCGCUUAA